Messenger RNA from Marasmius oreades (fairy-ring Marasmius), 4273 nucleotides. RefSeq lists its product as uncharacterized. The record is from RefSeq and is a predicted model, not a curated record. Lineage: Eukaryota; Fungi; Basidiomycota; Agaricomycetes; Agaricales; Marasmiaceae. Gene Ontology annotation, cellular component: CCR4-NOT complex. Bases 105 to 4211 code for a protein of 1368 amino acids. The transcript has 9 exons. Gene Ontology annotation, molecular function: ubiquitin-protein transferase activity; RNA binding. Gene Ontology annotation, biological process: protein ubiquitination.
CUCAGUUUGUCACUUCGCGCGUUUCCAGCCAUUCAUCGUUGCUCUGCUGUCAAAGUUCUCCUUUCCUAUCUAGAGUUGUCCUCUUUAUUGCUUUCCAAUUUGAGAUGUCGACGACCAGAAUUCAUCAUGCUCUUCCAGCACCAGUUGUCCAUGCAGGUUUCUCCGUACACCAGUCCAAGUCUCAUGUCCUUGCAGGCGUUCAGGACGCGUAUUGGAGUGACGACGAAGCUGAGGAUGCCGAGUGUCCCCUCUGUCUCGAAGAGAUGGAUAUUUCAGACCUCAACUUCAAACCUUGUGUUUGCGGUUACCAGAUUUGCAGAUUUUGCUGGCAUCAUAUCAAAGAAAAUCUUAACAAGCGUUGUCCUGCGUGCAGGAGAGUUUACACAGAUGAUGGCGUCGAGUUCAAACCUAUCGCCACUGAAGAUCAUAAACGCUUGAUGCAGCAGAAGAAGCAGAGGGAGCGAGAACGGAAGGAACUUGAAACUCUCGGAAGACGUAACCUAGCCAAUGUGCGCGUUGUCCAGCGUAACGUGGUCUACGUUAUUGGCAUUGGACCUCGGUUUGCAAAGGAAGAACUCAUUCCAACAUUGCGCUCUCAUGAGUACUUUGGACAGUACGGGAAGAUAAACAAGAUUCUUCUGGUGAAAAGGAGUUCUUCCGGAGGCGGCACGCCCGUCCUUGGUGUCUACAUAACGUAUCAUCGUCGCGAAGAUGCAGCGCGCGCGAUAGCAGCAGUAGAUGGAAGUCCUUCGCCCAGCGGUGGCCGUGAAGUUAUGCGAGCGAGUUAUGGCACUACCAAGUAUUGCAUGUCAUUUCUUCGAAGCGUUACCUGCACCGAUCGUAACUGCAUGAACAUACACGAGUGGGGAGAUGAAAAGGAUUGUUUCACUAAAGAGGAUCUGACAACUCUGAAACAUACCAUGAAAGCUACAGAAAGUAGGAGCAGGACGGUUGUAGCCAACAAGAACGAAGCAGAAGGUCUCCCAAAAGCUGCGGCGUGGGGCCAGCGAAAUUCCUCAACCUCGACACCAACUUUGACCUCGACAUCGUCCACCCAUAGACGUCGCGGCGGUACAGCACCUGUUCCCCGGCAGCUAAGAGUCACGACAGACACUCGUUCUAGCAAUGGCCGGAUACACGAAAAGAAAACUAUUGGAGUUGUUCCCAAACCUUCUUCGCAAGCUUCCUCUUCUCGUCCAGUCACUCCAGCCCCAACCUCGCUCCCACCUCGUCCAGCAUCUCCGGCAGCAGUCAAAUCGCCCAAACUACUCAAACAUCCAGUCAAGGAGACGGCCGCUGUGGCUCCGACUUCACAAUCCCCAGCUCCUUCUGCAACAGGUGGCUCAGAUCACGGAUCUCAAGACGUCGCAUCAACCUCUCCUCAAGAUCGUCCCCAAUCCACUAGCCCUGCACCCUCGUCUAUUCCUUCUGUUCCGCCCGGUUUACCUGCAGUUCCUCCUGGUUUACCGGCACCUCCAGGUCUUCCCGCUCCCCGUCCUCCUCGCGUUGAUACCGCCUCCCCCGAAACACCUUUACUUGCGUCACAGACAACCUAUCAAAUGUCCACUGCGGCCCGUGCAUUACUCGACGACGUGAAAGCGAGAAGGGAAUCUGCAUUACCGAGUGUAGCUAUGCAAAGUCCCUUCCCAGACUUUGAUCGAACUCUGCAAAAUCUUACUCGAAGUGAUGGGGUUUUCGGAGGAUUUACUUUCAAUCUUGACCCAAAACUCGCGAGCAGUGAGGAUACCACCGAAGAACCUAUCACGGACUUUGAGAUCGAGGCUGUCACCCCCUUCAUGGGCAACUUCAUGCAGGCUUUCCCUGCCCUUCGGUCACAAGCAGUUUCACAAUCAGGUUCCUUCGUCUCACCAACUGGUAACUCCUACCCUCACAAUCCUAAUCACUCCAUCUACGACCCCUUGUCAGUACGAUCAAUCCCUCUAGAGAGCCAGUCGGUAAGCUCGAACUAUGUGGGGUCUUUCAAUCCUUUUGCCGAUUCAAUCGAAGAGGUAUUCUCAUCGGGCCCUCCCUCUCCUGUUGUUGAUGAUGAUACGUCGCGCAAGGUCUCACGUUUUGGCUUUGCUCGUAGCCGACAAGGACCUCGGGCCCGCACUUCUUCCCCAUUGCAUAUAUCUUCAUCUGUUACCAGUCAUAGUACCUCAGACACCAUUAACCCUGUUUAUCAUCCAUCUCCCGUCCCACAAUCCCCCGCCCCAUCCCAGUGGUCUUUGCAUAGCCGUCAGGACUAUACAUAUCAACAACAGCCCUUGUCCCAAAUGGGGUCACCAUUGGUUAGCCACCAAUCUCCGGCCAUGUAUGCGUCGCAACAACAGCAGCCUAGGUUCCAGCCGUUUGAACCUGGUGUUAGCGAAGCUCAACUUCGGGAAUUAAUUCAAUCUAGUCGAGCAAAUCCAGGUACUCAUCGAGUUGAUCCCCAAGCUUACAAGGUGGCAUCAGGACAUCAGGGAUUUGUGGACCCAGCAAUCAUGUCUGCACGAUUUGCCUCAGGACAAGGAUCGACCUAUGUGACAAUGGAUCAAGCAUACGGUCCUCCACCCGGCCUUUCAUUUCCUGAAGGCAUGCAGCACGGUGCCGGUAUCUCGGGAACACCCUUAAGUGUUAGCGAUGGGCAUGGGCAUAAUCAUGAACUUCUACCGCAUACAGAAACGACGGAUACCCCAUCUUUUGAUCCAUCAGAAUUCCCAACAUUAUCAUCGACCAUUGCUACAGAACCUCCCGCAACAGAAGAGAAAGACAAACAGACACCUGCAGAUACCCAUACCCCUUCCCUCUCUGCCGAAGAUUUUGCAGCCAAGGAGAAAGCAGAACGGAAGGCGGCUAAGAAGGCGGCCGCUGCUGAGAAAGCCGCCGAGCGUCAGCGAAUCGCGCAGGAAAAGGCCGCUAUCAAGGCCGCUGAAAAAGCUAAGGUCGCGCAAGAAAAGGCUGCUGAGAAGGAGAAGGCGGCAGUGUUGAAGGCCGAGCAGGAGAAGGAGAAGGCAGAGAAGGAAAGGGUUGUGAAGGAAAAGGUGAAGGCUGACAAAGAGAAGGCGGCUCAGGCAGAGAGGGAAAAAGCAGCUCAGGCGGAUAAGGAGAAAGCUGCGCGCCUGGAGAAAGAGAAAGCUGAGAAAGCAGCAAAGAAGGCGGCCGCUGCAGUAGCCAAACCUACCGAUUCGCAAAAGGGGGCCUCAGCCAAGAAAGUGAACCCGCCAGCUGUAACCAAAGUCGCUCACCUACCCGAUGUUACCGCUCAACUCCCUCUUCUGUCUAAGAAACCAAAGAAGAACAAACCUAUCGCAAAGCCUAUCAAAAUACUUACCAAAGAGGAGGAUCACAUUCAAGAAGACUCCGCUGUUCCUUCGGCCUCUGCAUCCGAUGCCCAUCUCACCACCAAGAGCAAUACUGGUAGUUCAAAUAAUUCUCGGUCUCAGUCCGUCGAGCGCAACGUCCCCACCUCCAUCGGCGAACUCCUCGAGGAGAUUAACAUCAUGAAUCCUGUGAUGGAUCUUCCCAAUCAUCCGUUCUUCGACGUCCACAAAAUCAACCCUGCCGCAAAGAUGCCAUUGGAAUACGGGCCCCUUGUUCAUGCUCUAUCGGCCUUGUCAGUUGGUGGGGGUUCUUUCGCCAACAAUGUCCCCUCAGGAUCCAUUGAUAACGCGGUGUCGUCCUUCCAACAGCUUUUGGAGACACUUACCCAGACGAUCUCAGAUCUUCUGAGACUGCUUCCUCGCACAACUUGGGAUGACAGUUCGUCUUUUGAUGGAGUUCUACGUGAUAUGCUAAAGGGUGACGAUUUCCUUGACGAUAACGGCGAAGAUAGUGCUACCAGUACCAGUACCAGUCACGGUCGGGAGGACGAAGUAGCUGCCUUGACGCUGGCUCUCGAGCGUCGGGCUCGUUGGAUGGAAGUGCAGUUGUCGAAGUUGGAAGAGUUGCAUCGGGACAUCAACAACGCCGCCGUGCGGGCAGUUUUGGCGUUCAACGACAAUGGCUGGGAUCGACACUCCUUUAUGCCUAGGAUUGGAAACACAGUGAAGCGUUUUGAUAGCCUUGGUAUCGUGGAAGGUGAAGGACCCCAUUCUGUGCGGCCUAUGACUGUGGACGAACUGGAGAAAAAGUUAAUUGUGGCAAAGGAGGCUGCUGUUUUCGCGGAGACAGAGUUUCGUGAGGUAAUGGAGAGUAUGCAGGAUGUUAAGCCUGUUGAAGAACUAUGAUCGUAAUCCUGCAUAUAAUUGUCGUAAAUAAUGAACAAUAUACCUAUGUACUUCCCCAUCAG